AUGAGCAGUUCGCCAUCUCGGGUUUUGGGGCUACUUGCCUUGCUGCUGAUCGGAGUCGCAAAUGGCGCUGAUUACCGGCUGGACGGCAGCGUCGUACCUUCGAUCUACAACCUGACCAUCGGCGUUCUCGGGGAUUCCGCGGAGCCCACGCUCUUCGAUGGCGAAGUGAGCAUAACUCUGCGGGUGGUCUCGCAAUCGCCGCUCCAACAAAUCACUCUACAUGCCGACACACUGGAAAUAUCGGAGUGCUGGCUGUUCGAUGCCACAGGUGCGCUGCUGGAGGCCAUCGAUAUCGGCCGGCUGAUUUACGAGGGAGCCACUCAACAGGUGACAGUUCCGCUGACGCAGGCCGUUCAGCCUGGCCAAAGCUACACGCUGGGGUUCAAGUUCACCGGGCAGAUACGAACGGAUAUGGCCGGCUUGUUCUCCGCCAGCUAUGAGGAGAAGGACUCCAACGUAACCAGGUGGAUGGCCGUCACCCAGAUGCAGCGCAUCAACGCUCGGUUGGUCUUCCCCUGCUUCGAUGAACCCGCCAUGAAGGCCAAGUUCCAGCUGCAGAUUGUCCGGCCGAAUGGCUAUCAGGCCAUUGGAAACACUAAGCUGAGGGAAACCACAGCGAUAAGCCAAAAUCGUUAUGUGGACCACUUCGAGGAAACCCCUGUUAUGUCCACUUAUCUGCUGGCUUUCAUGGUGGCCAAUUACUCUGCCCGCGGAAACGUUAGCGAGUUUGCUGUGCUGACCCGCCCGGAAUUUUAUAACAACACCGAGUUCAGCUACCAAGUGGGUCAGCAGGUGGUGCCAGCCUUUGAGAAGUUGUUCCAGCUUCCGUACGCUGAAUUGGGCAAUGAGGUUCUUCAGUAUGCCAGUUCUCCUAAAUUUCCUCACAACGGCAUGGAGAACUGGGGGCUCAUUAUCUACAGCGAUGCCGUCCUAGUCCAGGAAGCUGAAUACUCAGACGAUUGGUCGGAUAAGGAGUUUGCCAUUCGUAUUAUUGCUCAUGAGACUUCGCACAUGUGGUUUGGUGACAGCGUCACCUUCUCCUGGUGGAGUUACUUCUGGCUAAACGAGGCCUUUGCCCGCUACUACGAGUACUUCAUGGCACACCAGCUGUAUCCGGAGUAUCGCUUGGACGAGCAGUUUGUGGUGCGCCAAAUGCAGCUGAUCUUUGCAACGGAUGCCAGGAACAGCUCCCAACCCAUGACCAGUCCGGAAUCGGAGAUCAACACACCCAACGAGAUCGCCUACAAGUUCAGCGGAAUCGCCUAUGCCAAAGGAGCUUGUAUUUUGAGGAUGUGGCGUAAUCUCAUGGGGGCAGACAACUUCGACACUGCCAUCAGGAAUUACCUGAAACAAUACCAAUCGACCAACACAGUGCCUAAUAACUUAUUUUACCACCUCUUUGAGAACUGGCCUAAAAAUCAGGAUGUAGAUCUGCAACACUUUUUCGCCGAUUACACGGAGCAAGUGGGUUAUCCCAUGCUGAUAGUGAAUGCUUCCCUGGAUAACCAUUGGGUGUAUAUACAGAGGCAGCGAUUCUUGCUCGACCCAGAGGACGGGAGCAAUGCCACUCUGAGAUACACCGUGCCGAUAACCUAUACCACUAAUCUGGAGCCGAAUUUCUAUAACAUGACUCCGAUCAUAUAUAUGCACAGGGUCGUUGACAUGUAUCGCGCAUACUUUGACCAGCCCAUCGAUUGGAUUUUGGUCAACCUGAGGCAGUCAAACUACCAAAGGGUUCUUUAUGACGAAACCCUGAUGAAAGGUCUUAAGGUGGCUUUAACCGCAUCGAACCACAGUGGGAUACCCGUGGAGAACCGGGCCCAGAUCAUCGAUGACCUCUUCAACUUCGCAGAAGUUGGCUACAUUGAUUACGCGGAGGUGUUUGAGUUCCUGGAGUACCUGAACAAGGAGGUUGACUACGUGCCCUGGUAUGCUGUCUACGAGAACCUGAACCUGGUUGCCCAGCGAAUGACCCCUGAUCAGCUGCCCAACUUCGGGAAAUAUCUUUCGGACGUUACAAAAGCGGUUUUCGAAAAACUGGGAGUGGGAUGGAGUGCGCAGGAUUCCCCGCUGGACGUGGCCAACCGGAAUAAGUUGAUCAAGUGGCUGUGUAGAUUCCAGGUCAGCAGUUGCAGGAACAAGGUCAACGUUCAGUUCGUAACAAAUCCUGAGAAACCAUCUCCGGAUUACCGGGAAACCUUCUACUGCGCAGCCAGUAGUAGCGAUUUUAACUCAUACACUACGGUUUGGGGACUCUACUACUUGGAAACUCGUCCCAGCGAGCGGGAAAUGCUCUGGUCCGCAGCCAGUUGCACAAGUGAAUACGAGACUCAUUACUACAAGAUGAUCAUCGCGGGAGCGGAAACCGUUGAGCAAAAGAAGAUCGGUGUGGCACGGCUGUACGAGCAGAAUCCCCAUUUGGUGGAGCCCAUCUUUGAAAUGAUAACUAAGAACGUCACUGAACUGGCAAUAUGUUUGGACAGCUGGUCGGAAACGGCGGAGGUAAUCAGCGACAUGGCGGAGUACUUCACCACUCGGAAGCAGCAGCAGUUGUUCAAGGAGUUCUACGACGGAAACUACCAGCUCUUCGGAGACUCACAAACAGUUCUCUCGAAAGCUGUAGAAGCCGUGGAGCUGAACCUUCAGUGGGCCGAAAAGCGACUCAACAGAUUGGCCACCUAUUUGGACCGCAAGAACGGCAGUUCCAGCCAAGGAGCGACUUCCAUGGCGAUGGUUCUGUUGGCAGUGGUGUGCCUGGUGGCCUGGCUCUGAUUAGCUAAUAAGUUGUGGGGAAAUAAAGAGAUUGCCGUGGUCAUGCGCUGCGGGAGAAAUGCC
Molecule: messenger RNA, 2835 nt
Organism: Drosophila ficusphila
Lineage: Eukaryota; Metazoa; Arthropoda; Insecta; Diptera; Drosophilidae
Product: aminopeptidase N
Exons: 6
Coding region: 1-2772 (923 amino acids)
Biological process (GO): proteolysis; peptide catabolic process
Cellular component (GO): cytoplasm
Molecular function (GO): metalloaminopeptidase activity; peptide binding; zinc ion binding
Source: RefSeq, a predicted model, not a curated record